UUGGCAAUUAAACUACCAGUUCUAAUCCAUAACUAACCUGUGAUUAAGGUUACUGAUAAAGUGAUACCAUGAAUCAACACUGAUACAUCUUUUCCAUCUUUCAGUUGAAAUUCUCCAACUUGACAUAGGGAAUCCCAAAAAUGUAUUUUAAUUAAUAGCAUAAUAAUCUCUUUUAUAUUUAUAUACACUUCUUAUGGAUUGUUAAUUUCUAUUCAUUUUAGGUUAAUUUUUUCCAAGCAAGAGAAUUACAUUGAAUACCAAUGCACUGAAAAUGUGAUAUCUCAGCAGAUAAAAAAAAAAAAAAGUGAUAUCUCAACUUAAAAGCAAUUACAAAUUGAAAGAAAAAUACUAUUUUAUAAUACCUAUUAUUAUUUAUUUGCCAUUUUCCGAUUUAUCAUUUCACAUAGAGAAUUCCGGAUGGACGCUAUAACAAAGAAAUCUACAUGUAAUUGCAAGCCAAUUAAGGGUAUGUUUGGUAUGACUAUUAGGACUGCUAUUUAGAUAUGUAGUUUCUUAAAAAUAUUAUUUAGAAAAUAUUAAAAAAUAAAAAACACUAAAAUAACAAAACAGUUUUUUCUAAAGUGCUUUUAUAUUAUUUUAAAUGAUGCUUUUUUUUCAAAAAAAAAAAAAAAGAUUUGAACUCCCAAAUUCAAUGCCAAACACCCUCUAGGAAAUAAUUAUACAAUAUAUCCCUAUAUGAAGUCACCAGCCAAUAAAAUUUUAAUAAGUGCUUAUGUUCUAAUGGUUAUUUGCCUGCCAUUUUAAAUCCAAAGUCGACAAAGAAUCACCCGCUGCACCAUAAAAUUUCUAGCUGUAAUAUAAUUUUCUGAUGGGCAUGGGCAUGGGCAUGGCUAAUUAUAGGAAGAAGUUGGUUAAAGUUAAUUAAGCUAAACCAAAAGGUAGAAAACAAAACCACCGGACAAAAGCAAAGGAUGACAAAUAGAUAUGCCAAAAUUAACCAGAAAAACAAAACGUGUAAUUCAUCUUCUACUGAUAUCUCCAGUUUCUUUAAUGUUUCAAGCAAAAUUUCUAUCACCAUUGCUAGUUAUAGUAUAUAAAUGCAUAUAUAUUUGAGAUGCUGGAGGAGUUUAAAGAAAUGGGUGGUAGAAAUUAGCAAGAACAAGGGAGGGAGAAGAUUCAGGAGAAUGAAUUGUUUCGCUUGCUGUAGAUUGGAACACAAGCAUUCUUUUAAUCAAACCAUUGCAUACACCAGCAACACUUUCAAUAACAAUGGCCAUACAUUCUCCUUUUUCCUCAAGAACAUUUCGCGUAGAACUGUCAGCAAGAAGCAGAAACUUAUUGACGAGGAGGUAAUGAAAUUUGGAAAUGCAAAAGUUUCUGCUCAGGUGUUUUCAUACAAAGAACUUGCUGCAGCAACUGAGAAUUUUCACCCUGAUUUUGUUUUGGGAGAAGGUGGAUUUGGGAGAGUGUACAGAGGAUACAUUGAGAGAAUUCAUCAAGUUGUGGCCAUUAAGCAGCUUGACAGAAAUGGAAGGCAAGGGAGCAGAGAAUUUUUUUCAGAGAUUCUUAUGUUAAGCCUGGUUCAUAAUGCCAACCUUGUCAAAUUAAUUGGAUACUGUGUAGAUGGUGACCACAGAAUCCUGGUUUAUGAAUUAAUGCCAAAUGGGUCAUUAGAAAAUCACCUUCUUGAUUUAGAACCUGGAAAGAAGCCAUUGGAUUGGUAUUCUAGGAUGAGAAUAGCGGUUGGAGCAGCAAGAGGAUUGCAAUUCUUGCAUGAAUCCAAUCCACCGGUCAUCUUCAGAGAUUUCAAAGCAUCAAAUAUAUUAUUAGAUGAAGAUUUCAAUCCAAAGCUGUCAGAUUUUGGACUUGCUAAAUUAGGUCCAAUAGGAGAGAAGGAUCAUGUAUCAACAAGAGUUAUGGGUACCUAUGGCUACUGUGCUCCAGAAUAUCAAAGAACUGGUAAACUGACAAAAGCCUCUGAUGUUUACAGUUUUGGUGUUGUUUUUAUGGAGAUUAUUACAGGAAGGAGAGUUAUUGAUUCUGAAAGGCCAACUGAAGAGCAGAAUCUACUUGAUUGGGCUGAACCAUUGUUUAAAGACAAACACAAAUGUACAUCAAUUGUUGAUCCAUUGCUUGGAGGAAAUUUCCCAACUAAGGGUCUUCAUCAAGCUCUUGCAAUUGCAGGGUUGUGUCUCCAACAGGAAUCUGAUGUCAGACCUGUAAUGGCAGAUGUAGUGACUGCACUUGAAUUUCUUGCCAAUCCAAAGCUUGAGGAGAAGAUUGAUGAUGGUGCAUCAAAAAAAGCAAUUCCAUAUAUUGAUUCUGUGAAAGAAGCAAAUUUCAAUGCAAAUAUGGAAGCUUAAUAUUACAUCAUAAACAAAACAAACUUCAAUUAAGCUGCUUCUCCAGGACCUCCUAGUUGCUUGACAGGCUUGAUUGUUCGUGGCCU
Messenger RNA from Manihot esculenta (cassava), 2410 nucleotides. RefSeq names its product probable serine/threonine-protein kinase PBL23. The record is from RefSeq and is a predicted model, not a curated record. Gene Ontology annotation, biological process: protein phosphorylation. The coding region runs from base 1059 to 2324 and encodes 421 amino acids. Lineage: Eukaryota; Viridiplantae; Streptophyta; Magnoliopsida; Malpighiales; Euphorbiaceae. Gene Ontology annotation, molecular function: protein kinase activity; ATP binding. The transcript is spliced from 5 exons.